Molecule: messenger RNA, 1494 nt
Organism: Homarus americanus (American lobster)
Lineage: Eukaryota; Metazoa; Arthropoda; Malacostraca; Decapoda; Nephropidae
Product: beta-1,4-galactosyltransferase galt-1-like
Exons: 3
Coding region: 40-1038 (332 amino acids)
Source: RefSeq, a predicted model, not a curated record
GAUUACGUGCAGUGGCAGGAGCGAGUAGAGGGCCAGUGGAUGCCCUUCUUGGUGACGUGCCGGGCGGGGCGUAACCUCAGGGGCAUUCCCAGGGUGGUGUCUUUGGUUGCCUACGCCUGCGAACCCGCUACCAACGCCCUAAGGGUACUAAACCAGGGGUUCUCUGCCCCCUACACCAAAAAGGGCCUCGCACUCUGCCACAAGUUCAUCUUUAACCCUGCCAGGGACUUCUCCAAGAGGCUGGUGGAGUGGGUGGAGGUGGCUCGAGCUUGGGGCGUGGACGAGGUGAUGGUGUACGAGGGAGCGGCCCACCCCAACGUGACCAAGGUCCUGCGGUACUAUCAGAAAGAGGGAUACCUGAAGGUGAUGCCUUGGACCAGCCCUGGGUCACAGCCCUCAAUACCUCACCUGUACCGCACCCUCUAUGAUACCCAGAGGUUCAACCUCUUUUCCAACGAGAACGUACCCUACACGGACUGUCUGCUGCGACACAUUGCCACGCACAAGUACGUGGCUGUCUGGGAUGUGGACGAAUUCAUGCUGCCGGCGACCCAUCCGUCUCUCCCAGCCAUGAUGGACGCCGCGAAGGCCAGGGCGGAGUCCCUCGGCCUGCAUCCUACCUCCUAUCUGGCCCGCUGUUCAUAUUACUUCGACGACCUGACUGAACAACCAACGAACGACCUGCCGGAAUACCUGUACUCCUUACGUCAUGUGACCCGCACCGUCAGGCUGACACCCCCUGCCGUCUUCACGAAGUCCAUUCACGACACCUCCUACGCCCUCGGCCUCCACGCCCACUUCGCUUUAGUUAACCUGGCCGGACCGGUGGAUCGAAUCCACGAUCUAUACCACCUAUACCCGGGUCACGAGGCCCACCUAGCCCACUACAGGUCCAAGUGUCAAGGGGAGAGUCAGGUAGAGUGUGAGACGGACUUCCGGCCCUACCUAACGCGUGACACUACCAUGUGGCGCCACCGUCAGGCUAUCUCAAACGCCGCCAGGCGAGUCCUGAUGAAAUUAAAUCUUAUUCUUCCCUGAUCUAUUUCUUUUAAAGAAAUUUCAGAUACAGCUGACAGUUGAUAAACACACAUUGGGUGAACAAAAGGUGUAAAAUGAGAAGCAAAAGAAAAAUAAGCCAAAAGGCGAAAAGACUCAAGUAAUUCACCAUUUACCUUUAAUUUAUGAAGCGUUCAAAUUACAUAAAAUAAUCCAAUAUGCAAAUAUCAAUUCUUGUAUUGAAAAUUCCCCUGGAUGUUUCUCAGUUCUUCCCCCUUGAUUUUAAUACAUUCAUUCCGAAAUGGUAUUCUUCAGUUCGCCGAUAUAAUUUAUUAUAAACACGAACAUUUACUCCAUAUUAAUAAAAACCACCCUCUACUGUUUUUGCACUCCAGGCAAACUGGCUAUAGUAUGUAUACUUAAUAUCAAUCAGAGUACCGUCAUCAUAUCUGAGGGUUGGCGACCACAGUCCUCCACUCUAAACGUUUCGGGCUGUUU